Cokeromyces recurvatus is the source of this 5549-nucleotide messenger RNA. RefSeq lists its product as uncharacterized. Gene Ontology annotation, molecular function: adenylate cyclase activity; protein binding. Gene Ontology annotation, cellular component: cytoplasm. The record is from RefSeq and is a predicted model, not a curated record. Gene Ontology annotation, biological process: intracellular signal transduction; cyclic nucleotide biosynthetic process. NCBI's taxonomy places the organism in Eukaryota, Fungi, Mucoromycota, Mucoromycetes, Mucorales, Mucoraceae. The coding region runs from base 312 to 5402 and encodes 1696 amino acids. The transcript is spliced from 12 exons.
AAAAAAAAAAAAAAGUGAGACAUUUUUACACGUUACUGCACGUCGCCUAUAAACUAAGAGUACCAUUUUCUUUCUGCUCUUUACAUUUUCUUUCUUUCUUUUCUUUCUCUUUUUAUUAUUAAAAUUUCAUUUCACUGACACAAGAGAUUUAUCAUUGUAUUGUCUAUAGUUCUUUUUGAUUUUAUAAUUGUCAACGAAUAAUUAUAUAAUAGCUAUCUAUUUACAAACAGUGACAAAAAAAAAGACAUAUAUAUAUUUAUAUACAUAUAUUUAAAUAUAUACAGACCUUAUUUAUUUGAGGUACCUUAUUAAUGCUAAAUAUUGCACCUUACAUUCCAAAAUAUGUAAGAUCAUUAUAUGCUCACAAUGAGCAUUUGGAAAUCCCUUAUAAUCAUUCACAAUUUGGAGUGGUACUUAUGGUGGAUGUUGUUGGCUUUAGUUCUUUAACUACAAAAGCUACCGAGAAAGGUGAUUCUGGUGCUGAAGCUGUUGCUCUUGAAAUUGGCUCAUAUAUGGGAGAAUGUAUUGAAAUUAUUGAACAUUUUGGAGGAGAUGUUGUUAAAUUUUUAGGUGAUGCUGUCCUCGUUAGCUUUCAGCCAAAUCAUUUUGACGAUAAUGAUGACUUUGAAUCAGGAGAGAUAUCAAAAGAAAAAGAAGCAAGACAAAAGAAUGUACUUGUACGAAGAGCAGUAGAAUGCGGAUUACAACUUUUAGCUAGAUUAUCUCAUUAUCGUGUCUAUUUAACGGCAGAGGAACGUACAAAGCAUCGAUCUUCACUCACAGGUGAAAUAGAUCGUCGAUCAAAACCAGAUAAAAAUCAACAUUUCUUCUUAUUUGAUGCUAGUGGUACGAAUUCAUCAUCAGAGAGUGAAGGUUCAAGUUCAGGAGAAAGUUUUCAUAUGUUCUCUGCAUUGGAUACACAUCAAAAUUAUACAGAGGAGUAUUCAACUUCUUUUCAUUUUUGGAAUUAUAUAUCAGCUUUAUUUGGAAAGGGAAGAAAUAAUAGUCAUACAUUUGCUGCUCGUAGAUCAAGUUAUACAAGUGAAGUCGCUCGACGUGUACCAGAUGCUAUCUAUUUAGAGUUACAUAUCGCCUUGUCCUGCGGGAAGAUCUCGAAUGUCAUCUUGGGUGAUGUAAAGAAUUCGAUCUAUGAGCCCAAUGAAAGAAAGAGGAGGUUUUCUUAUAUUGGUACUGAUAUACAUGACCCACCUCUUGAUUAUAAUAUAGAUUAUGUUGGUCGAUUAGAGUAUGCUAUCUGUGGACCAGCUGUAGAGGCAUUAGAGGAAGCAUUGAUGGUAGCAAAUGCAGGAGAAAUGAGUAUCACUCCAGAGGCAUAUGAAUUGUUUCAAAAUCAAACAAUGAAUUUAACUUAUGAAAAGAGAAAUCAGUUUUAUAUUGUUAAAAAUACUUCAUAUGAAUCCUCAUCAAAGAAGGCCACUCGUCACUAUCCAUCACAUGCAAAGGCUUUAUCGAAAUCAAAUGCAUCUUAUCUUGCUGAUCGACCAGAAUUAAUGAAUCGUGCUGCUACACUGAAUAUUGAACCACUUAUCCCUCGUACUAGAGACAAUUCAUUUUUGGAAUUAUCUUUUGACCCUAAUUCUAAUUAUUUGAAACAUAUUAACCGUAGUGCCUUAUAUCGACUCCAACAUAGUCCUGAAGAUGACUUUACAGCUCAAUUCAGAGAAGUUACAAUCAUGUUUAUAAGUCUAGGUAAAUUAAUUGUAGAUACUCCUGAGGGUCUACAAAUCGCCCAAAAUGCUGUCAAUACAGCUAUUCAAACAAUAAUAAAAUAUGAAGGUAUUUUACAACAGUUUGCAGUAGAUGACAAAGGUGCAACCUUAUUAGCUGUAUUUGGUCUUCCACCUCUUUCUCAUGAAAGGGAAGCUGUAUUUGCAGCAAAAACAGCAAUUGAACUUCGCGAGAGUUUUUUAACCAUCUUGGAUGAUUUUGCAAUCUCUUUAUCCACAGGUAUUAUAUUUAGUGCUGUCUUACCACAGGGGAACCCUUAUCGUAGAGACCCUGCGAUUGCGGGCGAUACAAUUGUUUUAGCUGUACGAAUGCUUAAAUUUCCAUUUUCUAAAAAAAAUAUUAUUUGUGAUUUUGCUACAAAACAGCAGAUAGGAAGAAUAUGUGAAUUUGAAGAUUAUGGAGAAAAGUUUGUGAAAGGUAAAGUAAAGCCGAUACAUAUUUACAGCAUCCUUCAAUUUGCACCUGCCAAAACAAAACGUAUCUCUGCUCAAUAUCAAGAGAAAAAUUCGGAUUUUAUUGGCUAUAAAUCUGAAAUGAGACUUGCUACUGAUUUUGUGGAGGAAUGGGGGGAAUCCCCUAAUUAUCAUUUGUUGGUCAUCUCUGGUCCUUCUGGUGCUGGUAAAAGCUUCUUUUGUCAUACUCUAAGUAGACAAAUUAGUUCUUUCAAUACAAUCUGUUGUUGGUCAUCUUCUACAGAAGUGGAGAAAAGUUCUAAAUAUUAUCUAGUAAAGAAUAUUUUGUUGGCACUUUUUGAUAUUAUUGAAUCAGGUCAGAUACCUCAAAAUAUGAAAAGAAGGGUCUCUUGUAUAGCUGGAUCAAGUGGAGCUUACACAAAUGAUUCUACUUCACAUUAUUUUUCAAAUAGUGAAAAUUCAGUUGGUUCUUCUCAUUCUUCUCUAGCACAUUCGCCUACAACGAUAUCACCUAAGGAUAAUCAUAACAACCAUCCUCUUAACAUCCUUCGUCAAUCAUUACCAACUUCAAAUACCUCAGGUUCCUCCGUCACAGAUGAUAAUGAAGAGCAUAUGGAAAAUGCUAAUGAUUUAGUCGAUCUAAUUACGCGUUGUCUUCGUAUAUGCGGAGAAGAAGAAAAACUACUUCCCUUAUUUAAAGUUAUUUUUGCUCCAUUGGCUGAUCUAAAAGAUAAUAAAUAUAUUCAACGUUUAGAUGGUCGUGGUCGAGAUAUCUUGCUGACAGGGACCAUUAAUCGUAUGGUAAAAUAUGUUUCAGAACAUGUUGGUCUUGUAUUUAUUUCUGAUGAUGUACAAUGGGCUGAUUCUGCAUCUAUUCGUUUAUUACAACACAUACAUGAACAUUGUCAAAAAGUUCUACUUGUAUUUGCAACUCGUCCAGUAAAAGAUUAUAAUGUGACAUUUAUUAAUAAUUUUCAAGAGACUGGUUCUUUCGAAGGCAUUGAAUUAAAUGGUUUAGGUGCAACUGAAAUAGGUGAAAUUAUUUUACAAACAUUUCAAACUGCCGGUGUAACAAGUGUAAGUCCAGAAAUUGUUCAAGUGAUUCAAAAGCGUACAGCUGGCAAUCCACUUUAUGUCAAAAACAUGGCUAUUGUAUUGAAAGACUUUAAUCAUGUUUCUGUAAUCGAGAAUGUGCUGGUCCCUAGUAGUAAUCAGUUUGAUUUAGAAGACUUGUUAGGUAACUUUGAUUAUAAACGUACUAUCAAGAUGCAGUUUGAUCGUUUAGAAGGAAGUUAUCAAGAAUUCCUUAUGGUUGCGAGUUGUUUAGAUCAAUAUUUUACUAUUGCAGAAGUACAAUCAGUUAUUAAAGAGAGUAAUACAGAAUUUAAAUAUGCCAACUGUGAAGAGGCACAACGAAGCAUAGAAAAAUAUGAUGUAUACCAUUUCAUCCAAAAAGUAGAUGAUAGUAUUCUUGAAAAUGGUAGCAGUCCUUUGUAUACCUUUACACAUAUCACGAUUCCACAAUGUAUCUAUGAUAUGGUUUCAUAUGAGACUCGCAUUUUAUUGCAUCGUCUUCUAGCCAAAUAUUACGAAAGUGAAUUGACACGAGAAAAUUAUGCAGACCUAUUAGGAAAAGUGACACGUCAUUACCUUCAAACAGAUUGGCUUGAUAAGCAGCUCUAUUACCUAGAGGCACUCGCGGAUAUUAACAUUAAAUCAUAUUUAUUACCAGAGGCCACAGGAAAUUUAGAACGCAUCGUAAAGAUACUUGAUGAAAAUCGCUCCUUAGCUGCACAAUUUGGUCGUCUUCAUCGUAGUGAUAUCUAUCGUCGGCUUGGUAUGUGUUUCGCGAUGCGAACCAAACUAAAAGAAGGUGAACAUUACUUAUUUCAAGCGUUAGAGUGUCUGGGUGAACCCUGGCCCCAAAGUGAACCAGAAUUUGUUUUCAAGUAUUGGGUUAAUUGUCUAGUACAAUACAGACAUCGUAAAUUCCCUAACCUUCAUAAACGUGAGAAAGAUUUAAAGAAGGAGAUUGUAAAACGUGUGGUUGAGAUCAUGGUCCAACUCUCUAACAUCUACUUUUACACUGGGAAGGGGCGUUCGUUUGUUUAUACCUGUCUUGUGGGUCUGAAUGCUUGUGAACGUCUGAAUGAAGUAGGUCCUCAUUAUACCCUUUUCUUGGCUAGAAAUUCAUUACUGAGCUGGCUCAAUGAUGAAAAAGAACAGAGUAUCUUUUAUAUUACAAGGGCAUUAAGGUAUAUGGAUGAUAAAAACGAUGCAGAUACCUUAACCAUCUGCGCUCUCCUCUGUUUUGCUGCUGGAAAGUUUAAAAAUGCAAGAGAGUUGUUGUAUCAAUCCAUCGAUGUAGUUAAAACAUUAGGCAUCAUCACUGAUUGUCAGGCCUUUUAUCGGUCCGUUAGCUUGAUCAUCACGAUGCGUAUCUUUGAGGGCACCUUAGAUAAUUCCCCUGAUGAUUUGUUUCUGUUAAAGGAAAUGGCUAAUACAGCGCAUAGCAACUGUGAUUUUGAAGCUGAAAUCUGGUUAUCCGUCUAUCAUGUCGGUAAUGCCCUUAUUAUGGAUAGAUUACGUGAAUGUGAGCCCUUUGUGGCAUUAUUAGAGACUCAUUUAAAAAAAUCGGCUGAAUACAAUCGAAUUGCUAUUCAUGGAACAUUACUUUGUUAUUAUGCAAGAACAAGAAAUUAUGAAAAUGCUCGACGACAUACUCGAAGCCUUGUAGCCAUAUUGCCACUUCUAACCGUUACACCCAAUAUCUUUCCAAUUUUUGGAUUAAUAUUUGCCACAAUGGGCUUAUAUUGUAUGAUUGAAGAUGAACAAGUGGAUUUGGUAUCCACAGGCGACUCAAAGAAUUAUGAUCGUUUUAUUCUUGGAGUAUCAAGAAUCAAUCAUGCUUUUCAACAAGUUAAAUUUUGGGAAUUUACACAGCCUUGUUUAUACUUGGCUAGAGCAUUACCUUAUAUCAGUACAGGUAGAACGGUAGAAGGAUUUAUGGUUCUACAACAUGGUGUAUUAGAGAUGCGGUUUAUUCAAGAGAUUCGUUUCUUGAAGGCAUACUAUUGGGCUAAUCUUGGUAAAUAUGCCUUUAUGCCUGCAGAUCGUAUAGAAUGGACUGAACGAGCUAAAGCUGAUUUAGAAGUUCUGAAGAUACCAUCUCAUGUCUAUUGUAAUCCUGAUCCGGCCAAUUCAUAUUCUCGUGAUGCUCCUGCUGAUCUAACAGUAUAAGCUAUAUUCUGUUUAUAUUCAUCCUAUUUACACGUUUAUUAUCUUAUUUUGAUUAUUUAUUUAGUAUAUGACAGCUGGUUUUUUUUUAUCCAUUUAUCUUAUAGCUACUACAUGUAUUAUAUUUAUACCUUUUUUUUUACAUUUGAU